AUGACCUUGGCAAAGAGUGUUUUGAAUGAUUGGGAAAAACAAUUUAAUCUAAGUGCCAUAACAGACCCAUCAUUGGGAAAACACCUAUCAAAGAAGCACUCUCCUCCAUUGAGCUACACCAACACGCACAAAGAGCUCUGCGUCACGAAUCGACCCAGGCCAUCUCGAAUCGAUUUGGAAGCAACGAGGCACGUUAAUGGCAUUACAAUAAGUGUCGAUUUGUUCAUCGAGAUUAAUUAA
Nezara viridula (southern green stink bug) is the source of this 240-nucleotide messenger RNA. The record is from the annotation of a GenBank genome assembly. Lineage: Eukaryota; Metazoa; Arthropoda; Insecta; Hemiptera; Pentatomidae.